CAUUUUGUCUAAAUCGAAAAUUUUGGAACAAAAAAAAAUGAUAAACAAAAAGAUAAAACACAAAGAAAAGAAUGUUUUUUUUGUUUCAUGUAUAGACAGAUGGUUUUCAUAGUUUUACAUGCGGAAAUAAAUGAUAGCUUUAUAUUAUUUAUGCAAGGGUCGUAGAAGGUCCAAGAAUAUUUACAUUGCUUCGAGGAAGGUACUUCAAACCAGUUUAGCUAUGGAAAAAGUCGAGGAAUUUGAAACAGCAAUGCUUAUAGUCAUCGUGGUACUGAUCGUCUUCGCCACGAUUUUUAACCUGGUUAUCAUUACGGCUUUAACAAGAAGCUACCAUCGAAGAAAAUAUCGCGAUUACAUUUUAAUAUCGGCUUCUUUUUGUGAUUUGACCAGAAUUCUUCUUGUUGGUUCACUCGAAGUUCGUGGUUUAUCUGAUCAUGAAUUUUUACACGGACGAGGACUGUGCAUUUCAGAAGCAUUUUUUAUGUAUUUUUUUGAGUUUUCUUCCAUUUGUCAUAUCUUUGCGUUGGCAAUUGAUAGAUAUCUAUGCAGUAUCAAACAAAAUUAUGCACUUGUGCUUUACACAAAAACAUUAUACAUUCCACUCAGUUUAUUUCUGAUUUACGGUUAUGCGUUCCUGUGGUCUGUUUUACCAGUAUUCGGUUUGGGGAGGUAUGACAAACAGAGUGGGAAUGUUCAAUGUGGGUUAGUUCCGUAUAAAAAUUCAUUGGGUAAAAUAUACAUGACUCUGGUUUUAACUUUCGUCUUUGUGUUGCCUAUUUCAAUAAUUUGCUUUACAGCACUUAAGAUUAUGAAACAUAUUAGAACGAACUUCAACAGCAGAGUGUCGUGUAUAUCUAGAGCUUCCACCAAAAGUAUAUCACAAGUCGACUACAUCACAGAGGAUAUAGUCCAAGUACGUCUAGUAAUAGCAACAACUAUUACAUUUGUUUUGACGUGGUUACCUUAUGACGUGAUAUUAGCACAUGAAGUUUACAAGGGUGAAAGUGCUAACGAAUACGUGGAAGUGACAAUGACAGUCAUUGGUCAAACAUCUGCGUUAAUUAUGCCGCUUAUUUAUAUCGUCCUUUACAAAGAUUUGAGAAGAACUAUUCGCACAAUGAAGAGGAAAGCAAACAACUUUUUUGGCGACCAUGAAUAAUGCUUAUUAAAUGCAAAACUACAAUGUUGAUAAAAGUGUGUAGUCAGUUUUAAACUUCGUAAUGUUUUGACAAAACAUUUUUGAAACACUGCCACUGUAUAAAGUUCGUAAUUAAAUGACAGCACAAUAAGAUUUUAUUCUUUGGAUAGGAACGCUACAAACAUCAUUCGUAUAUUUAAGCAUGUGAAUCUGUAUAUCCUCAUUUCAUAACACCAAUGCAAAUAACGUUAUUCUUGUACAAGAUAUUCCAGAAAAGAAAAUAUGCGAAAAGAUGUGUACACCGCUAAUAAGAUACUCAUCUUUAAGACCAAAAUCUUUACUUUUUUAUUUCGCGAUGGGUCCUCAAAUUUUUGAGCACUGCUUUUACUGUGUAUUCUUUUAGUGAGUAAUGACCAAACGUGCAUGGAUCGUGCUAAUACGAAAUUUUUAAGAUACAAAUAACAAAUGCGAUAUAUUCAUACUGACUUUGUUGUGAUCGCGUAAUAAACCAAUCACGAGCCAUGAUUUUUUUUUAAUAAUCAAUUUUCAAUUUUUUGCAGCCUGAACAUGCUGACAAAGAAAGAUGAGAGCUAGGGUUGCAACGACCAUUUUUGAUGUUGUGGUGUUGAGAAUUGCUUGUCUCUUUUUGUUGACCUUUUUUGUCCUCUAAAAGUUUUCUAUUUCUUUAAUAUUUGUUUUUUAUAUAUUUUUACAUGUUAAGUUUUUUAGCCAUGUAUGAAUGUUAACCAAAUCAAAAAUUAAGAUUUGUCUACAAAGAUCUCCUAAAACGUUGCCUACAUUUUAUUAAACCUGCUUGUUUUUAUUAAAAAAU
This is a messenger RNA of Hydractinia symbiolongicarpus, 1970 nucleotides long. Its product is annotated as parapinopsin-like. The record is from RefSeq and is a predicted model, not a curated record. Gene Ontology annotation, molecular function: G protein-coupled receptor activity. Gene Ontology annotation, biological process: G protein-coupled receptor signaling pathway. The transcript has a single exon. NCBI's taxonomy places the organism in Eukaryota, Metazoa, Cnidaria, Hydrozoa, Anthoathecata, Hydractiniidae. Gene Ontology annotation, cellular component: membrane. The coding region runs from base 131 to 1159 and encodes 342 amino acids.